Molecule: messenger RNA, 2666 nt
Organism: Quercus lobata
Lineage: Eukaryota; Viridiplantae; Streptophyta; Magnoliopsida; Fagales; Fagaceae
Product: myb family transcription factor PHL6-like
Exons: 7
Coding region: 1098-2357 (419 amino acids)
Molecular function (GO): DNA binding; DNA-binding transcription factor activity
Source: RefSeq, a predicted model, not a curated record
UUCUUCUGUGAAAUGUCAUGCUGUUUGUUGAUUUUAUAUAUUACAAAUUGUUUCAUAAUUUACAAUAGCUAGCUAAAUACUUAACUUAUAUAUUUGGAUAUUGGUCAUAUGCAAUUUGAAUUAAUAAGGAAAAUAUUGACACCUCUUCUUCUGCUUCUUAAAGAACAAAGAUAAGAUGUAUAACUUAACAAUGAUCAUUCUGAAUUUGGUAAUCUUGAUGGAGAACAAACUAGAGGAUUUUAUUGACUGUUUGAUUAGAAGAUGUUUCUCUCCAUUUCACUAUUUUUGUCAUUAUGUUGUGCAGAUGUUUUGUCACAUUAUUAUGCAUCUAAUCAAUGAUUCAUUCAGCUGAACUGUCUUAUCACUUAUGCUCUAUUACUGGAAAUUUCUAUUAGAGAAUUGUCUUUCUUUGCCUAAUUUGUGCCACUUCCAAUAUAUGUGGUAUGGAAUGUAAAAUAGCAAGGAUCUGGUUUGAGUGCCACCUGAGCUUGCAGGCUUCUUUGCUUGCUUGAGUCAUAUGUUGUUUGCUUGUUUUGGGCCAUUGCCUACUCUGAAUUGCAUAAUAGUUCUGGCUGAAAGUGACAAAGAUAUGCUCUUACCAUGUGUCUGAUCGGUUUGUUAUGUGUCUGAUCCAUUUGCUGGCAUUAUCUUGUCCAAGUGAAGGAUAAGUCUUGUGCCUUUCCUAGUCCCAUUUAUGUAUUGGUCUCAUGUGGAGUUGUUCCUCUAAAAACUUCAGAUUUAUGUGGUUUGGGUGACUGGUCUAAGAUGCUGAAAUCGAGAUGCAUAAAUGUGCUUGAAUACAAGAUGUUACUGCAAAGUCCGUGCUUGAAUACAAAAUGUUUCUGCAAGCAUAUGCAUAAACAAAAAAAGCUCAUAAACUCAAACUAUGAUACUGCUAUUGCUCACUAUGUAUCUUUUUUCCAUAGUGUUUUUAAUGUCUUAAUCUAUCUGUUUUCAAACUUCAAAGUAAUGUGAUUGAUUUACAACUUUUACAGAGUUGAAGAAGAAUUGAGCUUAUAUUUGAAGGCCAUGAAUCUCCACAGAAAUACUUCAAUAAGUUAAGGAGAAAAUCUUCUCCUGUUCAUAUUACAUCGACUAUGGAUUCACAAGACCUAUAUUCAUUGAAGUGCAGCUCAUCACCAGCUGUUCUCCCCCACUGCAUACAACCAAAACCGCCCAAUUCCCUUACACAAACUCCUUCGCCAAAAGACAAGUUAUAUGCAAAACAUUUGUCUAAUGAAUCUGAUAGCUCUUGUAUCCAAAAUCCUAAAAGCACGUAUGCUCCAUCUUCUAUGUUCUGUACUAGUUUACAUUUUUCAUCUUCAACAAACCCUGAGACUUCAUGCUAUCUUGGAAACCAACCUUUCCUACCAAAUCCCCCGAACUCCAACCGGUACCCUCAUGCUGUUAAUUCACCAAAGUCUUCAUUGCCUUCAGGUGGAGGUGUAAAUGGUAGAUGUGGGAAAGAGACAUCAUUUGACUUGAUGAAGGGAUUCGAAUACAUUAUUCCUGGACAAUGUUCUGAUGGUAUUUUCUGGGGCGAGAAUUAUGCAAGUGACAGUUUAACAUUAUCACAGCAGUUGGAAUUACAAAAUUUUUCUGAAGAGCUCAACAUAGCUAUAAAUGAUACCAGUGACAACCCUAGGCUUGCUGAAAUAUAUGCAUCACCACAAAUUUCACAAAUUGCGAUCACAGACUUGCAAAACAGCAAGAAUGAUUGUCCUUCAGUCAUGCAUAUGAAUGACCAGAGUAAUUCAAAACAAGAAUUUCCAGAGGCUACAGUGGCACAUAAGGCAAGAAUAAGAUGGACAUCAGAGCUCCAUGAGCAUUUCUUAGAUGCAGUCGACAAACUUGGUGGCCCUGAGAAUGCUACUCCAAAGAGCAUAUCGAAGCUCAUGAAUGUUGAAGGUUUAAACAUCUACCAUAUCAAGAGCCACUUGCAGAAAUACCGACUUGCCAAGAAUGUGCCAGAGUUGAAACAUGAUGGAGAGACUUCCAGCUUUGAACAAAAGAAGUCAGCUUCAACCAACAAUGAUAAUGAAGAAUGUAUAACAAGAAACAUGUCAAUUACAGAGGCUUUGCGUAUGCAAAUUGAAGUUCAAAGGCAGCUCCAUGAACAGCUCAAGGUACAAAAGUCUCUUCAAGUACUCAUAGAGCAGCAUGGAGAGUACCUGAAGAAACUUUUGGAAGAGCAAGAGAAAGUUGGGGCUCCCUUAAUUCCUGCCAGUGCCUCCCCGCCAAGACAAGCAGAGUCUAAAACAGACAGUUCUUUGUCUUCACUGUCAAAGCAUAAACCCUCCGACUCCGAUUCUAUUGAAUCUGAACAGUUAAGUGGUCAAAAGCGGCCUCGACAAUAAAAAGCCCAAAAAAGGCUUCAUCAACACCAUAGUUGAUAGUAAUGCAGGAAAAAAAAAGUAAACCACUUCAACCAGUAGGGUUGGAGGGUCUUUUCAUGUAUAUAUAUUAUGCACAAAUUGUACCAAAAUUUUUAUUUAAAAAAAAAUUAAACAGUUAUUUAGAUAAGCAGAAAUGAGAAGGAAAAAAGAAUGUAUGAAAUUUAUUUCCUUCAAUUGAGAUUCUCGAUCAAUCUAAGUGAAAGUUGUAAAAUUGAUUGACUGCUAUGUAAAAGGCUGCAUUCUUUAUAAAACAAUAGAAUACUUCUCUUU